AUGCACAUCGUUACUGUUAGUAGCCUCUGUCCUUCCUUUUGGCAUUCCUCUCCUCUUCAUUGCCUCUUGCCAUCGCCGGUGGUGGAGCGCCUCGCUCCAUUCUGCUCCCACCCCACCGGAGUAGAAGGCUCCUUGCUCUCAACCGGCGCCGCUGCUGCCGCCUGCCACCUCUUGUCGCCUCGCCCUUCCCUCGCCGCUCUCUUGAUUGCUCCUCCGUUUGGCACCUCCAGUGAAGCGCCUCGUUCGCAGCAUACCUGCACCUCCAGGCGCACGCCCUGCAUUGGGCUCGCCCCAUCAGCCAUGGCUCGGAUGACUGCACUGUCCGUGCCGCUGCCAGGGCUUCUGGUCGCCCUCCUCACUGCUGCCAUCGCUUCCAUUGCUGUCGUCCGCAUCAUCAUGCCACUUGGAAGGGAAGCUUUCUGUCGUGCCCCAGUUACGGAUGAUCUUCCACAUGACACUGGCAGCCACGAAGUCAACAACCCUCUAAUGCUCCCGUCUGCUUCCCUGCCGCAUGAUAACGCUACUGUGACGUGUGAAAAUGCCACAUGCGGACCUGACUCUCAGGCUAAUGCCGCCAAUGCCAUCACCGCAUCUCUUCGGCAUGCCCACGCUCACAACACACCUAUUCACUCCGUCCACACCAUGUCUCCAGGUGCAAUUCAUCUGCUCGUGCUGUAUUUUGCCAUCUGUACUGUGGGAACGCUGCUGUGGGGGAUGGGCGUGACCCACACGCAAGUCAGAGCAUGGGUGCAUCAGCAGGGCUUGGCUGUGACGGCUGGGCUGAUGAAGCUGAAGAGUGCAACCAAGUGCCUUCUGCCACGUGGAAGCUUCUCCCUACAGCACAGCCCCAUAAAGUGUGCCUAUUCCAGGAUGCAGCGAGUGGAUUUGAGAGAGCUGAGAGGGGAGGGUAGACAGGGAGAGGAUGAAAUGCGAGCGGAGUUGGCAAGAGAGAGGGAGGAGAGGAGGAGGGAGAUGCAGGAGGUAGAGAGGAGAAGAGCAGCAGACUUGACAGAGAUGAGAAGGCAGGUGGAGGUGAGGGAGAGGGAGCUGAGAGCAGUGAGGAUCGAGGUGAAUGCAGUGAAGGGGGAGGUGAGUGCAGUGAAGGGGGAAGUGACAGCAAUGAAAGGGGAGGUGGCAGGAGCGGAAAGGGAGAUGGCUGAGCAGAAGCAGUCAACUGCAUUGCAGCUGGAGGAGGUUGAGAGAAGACGAGUGGCGGAGAUGAGGGGGCAGGUGGAGGAGAGCGAGAGAGAGUUGGCUGCAGUGAAGAAAGAGUUGGCUGAACACAGGAGUCUUCUCAUGAAGAUGGAUGUUGACCUGCAAAUCAGGGAGAGUGAAGGCGAUCGGAAGACGGCAUGGGAGGGGACUGAGGAGGGGCGUGGAGGCAAGGGGUCGGAAGAAUGA
Messenger RNA from Closterium sp. Naga37s-1, 1401 nucleotides. NCBI's taxonomy places the organism in Eukaryota, Viridiplantae, Streptophyta, Zygnematophyceae, Desmidiales, Closteriaceae. The record is from the annotation of a GenBank genome assembly.